Ceratina calcarata is the source of this 770-nucleotide messenger RNA. It is a transcript of the gene Arpc3A, whose product is annotated as Actin-related protein 2/3 complex, subunit 3A. Gene Ontology annotation, cellular component: cytoskeleton; Arp2/3 protein complex. Lineage: Eukaryota; Metazoa; Arthropoda; Insecta; Hymenoptera; Apidae. Gene Ontology annotation, biological process: Arp2/3 complex-mediated actin nucleation; regulation of actin filament polymerization. The record is from RefSeq and is a predicted model, not a curated record. The transcript has 4 exons. Bases 154 to 687 code for a protein of 177 amino acids.
GGUUGAAGGUGGAUCCUGUAUACUCGUCUGGAAUAUGGUCUGGAAAAAGAAUUCAAGAGUUCAGCACCAAAACACUAAAUAAAACGAAUCGAAUCAAUUUGACACGCGAAAAGGAACACUUUGCUCGCCGGGAAAGACAGUUAAUUUGUUAAAAUGCCUGCAUAUCAUUCGAGUUUCGUUGAAAAUAAUGGCAAUAUCGGUAAUUUGGCACUUCUGCCGAUUCGGACGCAUUUCAGAGGUCCCGCACCACCUUUUAACAACAAGGACUUGGACAUAAUUGACGAGGCAUUGUACUUCUUCAAAGCAAAUGUAUUUUUUAGAACGUAUGAAAUCAAGAGCGAGGCUGACAGAGUUUUAAUUUACAUCACGCUGUAUAUAACGGAAUGCUUGAAAAGAUUACAGAAAUGUGCGACUCAAGCUCAAGCGACGAACGAAAUGUACUCACUUGCUAUUUCAAAGUUUGACAUUCCCGGUGAUCCAGGUUUCCCCCUCAAUUCGGUCUAUGCGAAACCAAGCAAUCCUGUAGAGGCUGAUACCAUGAGGCAAUAUUUGCAACAAAUACGGCAGGAAACGGGCGUGAGGCUUGUAGAGAAGGUAUAUGGAGAGGAUGGUAAGCCGAGUAAAUGGUGGCUAUGUUUUGCAAAGAAAAAAUUUAUGGACAAGUCGUUGUCCGGCCCUGGCCAGUGAACGACACCGUUUUAUAUUAUUUCUAGAAUAUAAGUCGCCCAUUGUCCAAUAAUGCGUCGCAAUAUACAAUUUCCUUUUUUAAA